CAGAGACUCUAGCUAGUUCUUCACUUUCAACAUGAUGUCAUCUCGUUUCAUUGUCGCCAUCAUCACUGUCUCCUGGUUUAAAGGAGUUUACUCCAGUAAAGAAAAGCAAGUAAUUCAGACUCCAAAUGAACUGUUCAUGAAACCAAACGGUGAAUUCACCCUGAGCUUCACACAUAAAAUGCCAAGCUACAACACUAUUCUCUGGUAUCAGCGUUCAGCAGGAGACACUUCCCUAAAGCUGAUUGGCUAUAUGUAUUACAAGAGUCCUACCAUUGAGACAUCAUAUCAAAGCCAGUUUAACGUGAGCGGAGAUGGACAAAAAACAGCUUAUCUUCACAUCCUGAACCCGAGACACCCUGAAGACAGUGGAGAAUAUUUUGGAGCAGCAAGUAUGCACAGUAAUAAAGACAGUGGAAACAAUGGUGCAUUUAUUCUUGUUGUUUGUCACUGCUUCACAGGUCUUGAUUUAACUUUAGUGUCCAGGAUGCCUCCAGCUUUAUACACAUUUGGAUUUUUACUGCUUAUGUUUACAAGAGAAGUGGAGAGUGUUAUCUUUGAACAGUCCUCUCCUCAAGUUGUGAAGGAAGGGACCAAGGAGGUGAGGAUUAACUGCAGUCACAAUGACAGCGGGCUCCAAGUUAUGCUGUGGUAUCAACACAAACAGAGCAGUCGUUCUAUGAGCCUCAUUGGGUACACAGUCCUCCAGGGUGAACCAAGCUACGAGGUCCAGUUUAAAGACAGAUUCCAGAUAAAAAGAGACGACACAUUGAGAGGAUCUCUCAUCGUUCAAGCAGUGAACCCAUCAGACUCAGCUGUGUAUUUCUGCGCAGCCAGGAACAGCUACGACCCAGCUUACUUUGGAAGUGGCACCAGAUUGACCGUGUUGGAAUCAGGCCGUGAAAUUAGCAGACCAAAUGUGGCGGUGCUUCGACCUUCGCCAAAGGAGUGUCGAAACCAAAAAGAGGACAUAAGGAAGAAGACCUUAGUUUGUGUGGCCGAUGGAUUCUACCCAGACCAUGUCAGCGUGUUCUGGGAGGUCAACGGGUACAAUGUCACCAAAGGUGUGGCGACGGACAACGCUGCCGUCCGGCCGCAGGGAAAAGACUUUUACAAAAUCACCAGCAGGUUGAGGGUCUCUGCUGAAGAGUGGUUCACACCAAGCAGUGAAUUCAAGUGCAUUGUCAGCUUCUUCAAUGGGACCGGUCAUGAGAAUCAUCCAGCCUCAAUUUUUGGUGAUGAAGCUACGGCUACAGGAGUCACACGAGAGAGAUAUUUGAGGAUCUCACAGACUGCCAAACUCUCCUAUGGCGUUUUCAUCGUCAAGAGCUGCAUCUAUGGAGCCUUUGUAGCGUUUCUGGUGUGGAAGCUUCAGGGAUCAGCUGGAAAGCAGAACAACUGAGCUGAGGACUCAGUUCUGGGAGAUCAGGAGUGUUGGUCUCUGUAAAUAAAGGUUGAAAAUAUUGAAUUAUAUCCACAACUCUGUGUGUUGCAGUGCACUUGCUUUGUUACUCAAGUAGAUGAUUAAAUCCUGCUAAAAUAGAUCAGCACUUCAAUGCAUAUUCUUGUUACGCUCUUAAAGCUGCUUUGCCGUGGCAGUUUUAUAAAGGCUUGUAAUAAUAAUUCUGUGUGUUCCUGAAUCGCUUGUGUGCAUAAUAUUGAUUUGCUCAAUAAAAGGAGGAUUUCGUCAA
Molecule: messenger RNA, 1688 nt
Organism: Chelmon rostratus (copperband butterflyfish)
Lineage: Eukaryota; Metazoa; Chordata; Actinopteri; Chaetodontiformes; Chaetodontidae
Product: T cell receptor beta chain MC.7.G5-like
Exons: 9
Coding region: 32-1399 (455 amino acids)
Biological process (GO): cell surface receptor signaling pathway
Cellular component (GO): plasma membrane
Source: RefSeq, a predicted model, not a curated record